CUUUCUCCUUUUACCCUAACAAUGAACCCCAGGAGAUUCUGUUACAAUGGUUAUAAAUUAUGACUUUGUGAUAUCAACACACACUGCUGCUGUGAGUGUGAGACGAGUAGAAAGAAUAAGCAAAAGUUACAGCCACUCUCUCAGUCUCCACUGACUUCGCUCUAGAGCCCCUCAAAGUGUUGAAAUCCUUGAAAAUCUAACUUUCACUUCUUAUCUUCUCUUUUCUCACUAAUGCGCUUAGCCUGAACACAAAUGCACCAUUCUUGCACCUGAUAUUGCAGGAGUAGGAGUAGCACAUUCUUGAAUGGAAAUGGUGUGCAGCAGCGGCAUUGUGUUUCUGUUGCUUGUGGGCUCAUUUUCUCAUCUGGGCUGGGCAAUGCUCAACCUCACUCUCCCACUCCCCGGUCAGCACCCUAGCCCUGAAGCUGUUGCUCAUGAAGUUCACAGAAAAGUGAAUGCAUCAAUUUCAAGAAGAGAAAUGCUAUCUUACACCACCAACGACCAGUCCAACUGCCUCACUGGCAAUCCAAUCGACGACUGCUGGCGGUGCGACCCCAACUGGCACCUGAACCGCCAGCGGUUAGCCGACUGCGCCAUUGGAUUCGGCCAAUACGCCCUUGGUGGCAAGGGUGGCCGCUACUACGUCGUAACAGACUCCUCGGACCAUGACCCCGUCAACCCUAAACCCGGCACGCUCCGCUAUGCAGUCAUCCAAACCGAGCCUCUGUGGAUCGUGUUUGCCUCCAACAUGCUCAUUCAGCUCUCCGAGGAGCUAAUUUUCAACUCCUAUAAGACCCUUGAUGGCCGAGGCGCCAACGUGCACAUCAUCGGGGGCGGCUGCGUAACCUUACAAUACAUAACCAAUGUCAUAAUCCACAACAUCCACAUACACCAUUGCUACCAAGCUGGGGAGACUAAUAUACGGUCGAGCCCCACGCACUACGGUUGGCGCACGAAAUCAGAUGGAGAUGGGAUCUCAAUCUUUGGAGCUAGGGACAUUUGGAUUGAUCAUUGUUCGUUGUCGCAUUGUAAGGACGGAUUGAUCGAUGUUGUGAUGGGCUCAACAGGGAUCACAAUUUCAAACAACCUUUUUUCGCAUCACAACGAGGUGAUGCUGUUGGGCCACAGCGACGACUACUUGCCAGACUCGGGGAUGCAAGUGACUAUAGCUUUUAACCAUUUUGGCAAGAAACUUAUACAAAGAAUGCCAAGGUGUAGAAGAGGGUACAUACAUGUGGUUAAUAACGACUUCACGAGGUGGGAAAUGUACGCGAUUGGAGGUAGUGGGAAUCCGACCAUUAACAGCCAGGGAAAUCGUUACAUCGCCCCAUAUGAUCGCAAUGCUAAGGAGGUAACAAAAAGAGUGGACACGUCGGAGGAUGAAUGGAGGGGCUGGAACUGGAGGAGUGAGGGGGAUAUAAUGGUAAAUGGAGCGUUCUUCGUGGCAUCUGGACAGGGAGUUGAAGUGAAAUACGAGAAGGCCUACAGCGUGGAGCCGAAAUCUGCAGCCUACAUUGACCAAAUCACCCUCAACGCUGGUGUUCUUGGCAACAGGGGCAACAAUUUGGGGAAGUGGACAGCCGGAAACAAUGAUUCUGGAGCUUAUUUGGAUGCAAAUUCAGGCAUAUUCGAGGACUACGAUGAAUAUUCAGGGAGCCAGAGGCCUUACACUGAUAGUUCCACUCUCACAACUUUUGUAACACUCCUGUUAAUCGUUUUGUUUCUAAGUAUGAAAUGAAGGGAGGAAGUCAGAAAAUGUGGUUUGCUUCCUGGAAUUUACUUCCCAGUUUACAUCAGGAACUUUGAUGUCAUUGGAUUUUCAUUAAUCUCAGGAAAUUUUCUCAGUCCUA
Molecule: messenger RNA, 1850 nt
Organism: Sesamum indicum (sesame)
Lineage: Eukaryota; Viridiplantae; Streptophyta; Magnoliopsida; Lamiales; Pedaliaceae
Product: Pectin lyase-like superfamily protein
Molecular function (GO): pectate lyase activity
Source: RefSeq, a predicted model, not a curated record